AUGAAUCCCCCUAUGUUCUAUGGGCCAAAAGUGGAUGAAGACCCACAAGGGUUUAUUGAUGAAGUGUUUAAGGUGCUUGAUGUUAUAGGAGUGUCUCCACAAGAGAAGGCGGAACUAGCCGCCUACCAAUUGAAAGAUGUGGCUCAAGAUUGGUAUGAGAAAUGGGAGGAUGAGAGACUCAGGGAAAGAAUCGAUGAUGGAAAUUCUUCCAAGGGUAAAUUUGAGGUUCAAGGUAAGCCAAGGUUCAAAAAAAGGUUUUCCAACCAAGGCUCUUCUAGUGCUCCAAAGGUCAUCAAAGAUAGGGAGUCUAACCCUAAGCCACAAGGAGGUAAUAGUGGUAGCUCUUAUGUUGAAAGACCUAGUUGUGCAAAGUGCGGCAAAAUGCAUGAUGGCAAGUGCUUAGUUGGCACGGAUGGUUGCUUUAGCUGUGGGAAGAGCGGCCACAUGAAGAGAGAUUGUCCCAUGCUAAGGGCUCAAGGAAGAGAGGGCAAGCAAGUCCCUCCUAGUGGUUCAAAUUCUGAUGCUCCCAAGAAGAACCACUUUUAUGCUCUUUAA
Messenger RNA from Solanum stenotomum, 555 nucleotides. Its product is annotated as DEAD-box ATP-dependent RNA helicase 3B, chloroplastic-like. The record is from RefSeq and is a predicted model, not a curated record. The transcript is spliced from 2 exons. Gene Ontology annotation, molecular function: nucleic acid binding; zinc ion binding. NCBI's taxonomy places the organism in Eukaryota, Viridiplantae, Streptophyta, Magnoliopsida, Solanales, Solanaceae. The coding region runs from base 1 to 555 and encodes 184 amino acids.